GAUAUUCACCAUGGCAACGGAAGUCAGCAGGCCUUCUACAACGAUCCCAACGUACUGUACAUCUCCCUCCAUCGCUACGACGACGGCAACUUCUUUCCCGGGAGUGGCGCUCCUGAGGAGGUGGGAGUCGGACCAGGUGUGGGCUUCAAUGUGAACAUUGCCUGGACGGGCGGAGUAGAGCCCCCUAUGGGUGAUGUGGAGUAUUUAACAGCCUUCAGGACUGUGGUGAUGCCGAUCGCCAACGAGUUCUCUCCGGAUGUGGUUCUGGUGUCGGCCGGUUUCGACGCGGUGGAGGGUCACCAGUCCCCUCUGGGUGGCUACAACGUCACGGCAAAGUGUUUUGGCCACCUCACUAAGCAACUGAUGACACUGGCGGGAGGGCGAGUGGUUUUGGCUCUGGAGGGGGGGCAUGACCUCACAGCCAUCUGCGAUGCUUCUGAGUCCUGUGUGUCAGCGCUGCUGGGAGAUGAGCUGGAACCUGUGCCAGAGACCGUCCUGCAGGAGAAGCCGUGUCCCAAAGCAGCCGCCUCUCUGGAGAGGGUCAUUGAGAUCCAGAGUAAACACUGGAGUUCACUGCAGAGACUGGCUCCGACAGUGGGUCAGUGUCUGUUGGACGCCCAGAGGAGAGAGAAGGACGAAGCCGACACGGUGACGGCCAUGGCCUCGCUCACCGUUGACGCCGAGCAGGCCACUGUUGUCACGGAGAUCAGGUCAGUGGAAGAGCCGAUGGAGGAGGAGCCGGUGCUGUAGGGCAACACGAUCUGUCGCGACCUGCGGCAACUCCUUUGUCUCCAGCCCCUGGGCCCCGCGUGACUCUUUCUCCCUCUCACACACACCCCUCUUCCCCCUCCUCUGUCGGGACCCUCGACCCACCACCUCACCUGUGCCUGGGCCUGUGUCACCUGUGUCACACACACGUGUCCUCAGGUCAGCGUACUGGAGUGUGUGUGUGUGCACGCAUGUGUGUAUGUUGGGGGGGGGGGGAAACAGGUGAGAGAAACCAAACACGCUCUCUCUCUUUCUCAAGGGGCCGGUAAGAGAACUUAUUUGAUUGGCAGGUGGAUGUGCAAGAAGAGGUGGGAAAUUCUGCUGAAGCCUUUGUUUAUAUGACACUUAUUGUUAUUUUUUUUGAGUGAACUACAGCACCGACAACACAUGAAAGACAAUGGCAAUGGCAUAUUGUCGUGGCAACGGCUGAAGAGGCCAUGUACAUUUCCUGUGCUACUUUUUCAAAGAGGAAAACACAACACUCUUCAGGACAUUUUCAAAAUGGAAAAAGCCAACAAGCAGCAAAAAUAUUUCAACCUUAUAUAUAUGCUCAAUAGCUCAUACACACAUAUACAUAGACACACACACUGUAACCUACACACACUGAUCCCAAAUAUGAUCCCAGCUGAAGAACAACAAAGACUUUUGGGCUCUCUGUCACAAACAUGCAUACCUCUUUCCUCUACAUGUUUAUUGGUUGGAAUACGUGUUUGUCUGUACAAUAAUUUGUUCAAAGAAGCACACGAUCGUAUAUAUGGAUACGAUGUAUGUAUAGGCUUAUAUAUGUGGUUCUGUAUGUGUGUCCUGUAAACACAUGCUUGAUAUAUAUAUAUUUAUAUAUAAAUACUGUACAAUAUCUCGGUCAUGUGUUUGAUAAUUGCUGUGGUUGGGCUUUUGUGGAUAGAGCCACACAGUGCCCACCCGCCCACCCCCACCCCAACAACAACUUUUUUUUUCCCCUCCGGUUUUGGCCAAUUGAUUUUUGAGGCUGCUGUACCGUCCACUUUAUCGCAGCGGCCAUGAGACACUUUUCAGGAGACAACAGAUUCAUUUUGGGCACACACUCUUGACAGCUCUUCUCUCACACACAGACACUCAUACACGUGCACACACUCACGUACACACACUUUCAUAAUGACACAGACCCCAUUGGCAGCCCUGUGUGAGUGGGAGUGAGAUGCAUUGCUGAGACUCUGUGUUUGCUGGCUUGUCCCCGACACUGACAGACCAAAUAGUGGUUUCUCAGUGUACAUGUUCUUAAAAAGAACUUGGUGCCUUUUCUGAGACAUAAUAAUAUUAUUAUAAUAAUAAUAAUAAUAAAGAAAAAGAAAUUCCACCAACAAUGGAACGGAGAAAGAAGAAUCUGCAUGUUUUACUCUCCUCUUUCACUCAGCUUUGAUCUUGUUUUAGUUUUGAAGUUUUGGUUGUAAUUGCCUUAAGUUUUUCUUUCUUUGAGAACCAUUUUAGCCAUGUGGGCAAUGAGCACAGCUUGGAUUCUAGCUCUCUCUUUCUCUCCCUCUCUCCCUCUCUCCCUCUCUUUCUCUUUCUCUCUCUCUCUCCUCUACUUGUCCCUCUCUUCUCGUCCGAGUGCAGCUCCUGGUCUAAGGGCUAUGGUCAUCUGGCCUGCAGCCUGAUUUUAUUUUAGUUUGUUUUUUACAUGUUGAUUUAUACGUCCAUCCUCUGCCCUUGGGCAGCCUGCAGGACACACACUAACAAAAUCCUGAAUACGACCAACCUUUUUUGUCACCUCCUCUCGCCUGUAGAUACCGUAAGCGUUUCCAUUGCCUGGUCUCCUGCUCAGGAGACUGAGUCAAUAAUGAGCUAGUUCUUUUCCAUUGGUAUUGAGAGGAGAAAAAAACCUGUAUAUGGUCACUUUUUUUAUGGAAAUCUUUUUUUGUAUAAAAAUGAUAAAAUAUGACAAAAACAGAUAUUAGUGUUUAUCCACAGCCGUUGGAUUUGACUACUUGCGUCUGAAAAGAGGCGUAAUGUUUUGGGAGAUCAUAAGCACAGUGUAUUAUUUGUGUUUUUGUUUAUUUUUUAUUGAUGUCUGUGUUUUUGUCACUGCACAGGAAUGUGGAACAGCCCUUUGUCAGGGAAAGCUCUGUUCCCUUCAGAACUGUCUAGAAAAAAAAAACACAAAACAGGAUUUUGACUGAUGAUUUCCUCUAGGCAAUAAGGUGUAGCACCACUUUACAAAAACAUACACACACAUACACUCUUAACCCAACAAUACAACAAGGUUCUUGGUGGCUUGUUCAUCACCCAUGUAUUUAACUCCUCCCCCAGGCUUUUGGUUAGUGGUUUCUGCACCUGUUGGCCUGGGCUGCCGUCCAGUCUGGUUGGGCUACGGUUUGAGUGGCGUCCUCUGAUUAUUGUAGUUGCUCUGGGAAAGAGAUGAAUUUGGGCAUUUUGAGCUGUUCUUGCCUUCAGGUCAUCCACUGUAGAGAUGGUUGUUGGUUGUCCAGCAGUAAAAUCACCUGAAAGCGUGUAUGUGGUGAAUUAUCUCUUUAUCCUUUUUUUCAGGCAUUUCUGUUUGUCAGUGCAGCGUUUUCUCUGUGGGUCUGUGUGUGUUUUCAUUUGUGUUGAAACACACAUUUCUUGACUCAUAUCCCAUGUUCUUUUUUUACUUAUUUAUUUGGAGUCAGAAAUGAUCGCUGAGGAAAUUUGCUCUUAUUUUUUCUUUGUUUGGAAAAAAAAACCUAAAAAAAACUAAAAUCCAGCCAAUAACUGUUCUCUUGUUAUGUUUUCAAAGUCUGUAAUGUGCUCACAACCUCUAUUCCUAAUGAAAUCUUACUGUUCCUUGGAAGUCAAUCAUAUUGUACAUCUUGUAUACUAGCUACCGCUACAAUCACUUUGGAACUGAGAAAAUGAGGGCGGUUCACAACCGAACGUGUUCAACAGUGUGUAAGUAGAUGAUAAUAUCACCAUGCGAUUGUCUUUGUGGAAGCUCUUUGUAAAAUUCUGAAUCUCCACGUCCAGUUGGCAAUGUCACGAAACAUUCGCCAACUUGUGCUUUUUCCACACAUACAGUAACUUCUGUAAUGUUGGCUUUCAUUGUUGGUGGACUCUCUCAUUGGAAAAUGUGUGCCUGGCAUCACAGAAUUCCUGAAGUUUAAAUAGGAGGUCGGUUCUGCAACGCUUUGUUUGAAACACACCUUAAGCUGUCGAUGCCCAGCGUGAACACACACUGUAAAAUACACACACUUCGUCUUCUCCCAUGUGUGUGAUUUCUAUGUAUGGGGACAUGCUAACUGUUUCAGGAACUACUGUGACCUUGUUUUGUAAUGGUUUGAUGUUUGACACUGACCAUUUGAAGUUUGUGCUACAGUUGUACAUCUUCGCCCCAUAUUGCUUUUCGACAUUUAUCGGCUGUGUAUCUCGGUGGGAGGAGCUUAAUAAGAGGAUUGUUUUUUCGUGACCGACACAAACACACACGCACACACACACACUAGUCUGAGAGAUGUUGCAACACUUGAACAGUUUAAAUUAAUUGACAUACAGGAUGUUGGAAAACACACACACACACAAUAUAUAGAUAGAUAGAUAGAUAGAUAGAUGGAGAGAGAGAGACUGCAUGUUUGAAAGUAGUUUCAUUCAAGUGGCCUCACAAACAGUACAGCAGAUACCUGAAGACAUCCAUGUGUGUGUGAAAGUGUGUGUGGGUGGGUGUGUGUGUGUGUGUUUGUGAAGAUUUCAGCUCAUUCACCAUUGAUGAAAGCUUUAUUGUUGCUGCCACACUAUUUUGCUAUUCAGUAAAUAUGUAUAUUUAUUGAUAUUUCAUACGUUGUGUAUAUGUAGUGGCCUAUGAUCGUCAAGGUUUAAAGAGUAAUUGUAUAUUUUUUGACUUUUGAAAGAGAGGUGUCUCUUACAUUUGUGUCCCUCCACUGCGUUGGUGUUUCAAUCUCCACUUUCCGUGGUUGGAUGUUAAAUUAUGUGACCGUCUUUUAACCUUAUAUUUUUAUGUACUUUGUCUCGCUUUCUCCCUCCUCCUCUCUCUCUCUCUCUCUCUCUCUCUCUCUCUCUCUCUCUCUCUCUCUCUCUCUCUCUCUGUCUUUAUCUCCCUCUUUUUAUUUCCCCUUUAUUUCUCUUCUCUGGUCAUAUUAAAAUGCAGACGUUUUGAAAUGAUCGAAGCACAUUCCUUAAUUUCUUGUGUUUUCUUUCAAAUGCUUUCCUGUUGCGACAAUACAAAAGUGUGUAUACUACUUGUUAUACACGUGUAUAUAUAAGUGCAUAAAUGUGUACACAUGUGCAAUACACGCUAUUUCAGCAAUCUAUUACUGUGACUUUUCUUCAUUAAAAUCGCUGUCCCUUUGAAUCAACCCUUUAUUUCUCCUCUUGUUCUUUUUUUGGAAGUGUUGAACACAGCUUGCACCCUGUGGCAGCGAGUGUGCGAACGCAGCAAGGAUCUUAAAGGGAAAUAUAAAGUCUCAAAACUUGUAUUAUUUUGGGUGUCUGUGUACAUUUUAAAGCCCUUUUUUAUUGCUUUCAUUUUAAUGUUGUUGGCCAUGAUUUAUGUUUCUCUCUCUCUUCUUUCUCUCUUUUUUUAAGUGGGCCUGUUGUUUUAUUGGUCUGAAAAAACUCAAUAAAGCAAAUCACUGCUCCUGUACAUUA
This is a messenger RNA of Clupea harengus (Atlantic herring), 5379 nucleotides long. It is a transcript of the gene hdac5, whose product is annotated as histone deacetylase 5-like. Gene Ontology annotation, molecular function: histone deacetylase activity. The annotation marks the transcript as partial. Gene Ontology annotation, biological process: negative regulation of transcription by RNA polymerase II. The record is from RefSeq and is a predicted model, not a curated record. NCBI's taxonomy places the organism in Eukaryota, Metazoa, Chordata, Actinopteri, Clupeiformes, Clupeidae. The transcript is spliced from 7 exons.